GACUCGGCGCCGAGAGUCAGUCAACCCGGUGACGGCUUGCUGGCGGUUGUUCUCUUCCAAGCGAGGUCCUCGGCGUCCACGAGCUCGAGUGAAGACGGCGAAGGCGCGUUCGCGUGUGUGCGUGCGCCAGAUAACAACGUGCGUCGACUGUUGAAGCUGACGAGCGACAUAUUUAUCGGUGAUCUCCGAGUCCGGACUCGUUUGUCGCGCGCGAAAGAACGCGUCGGAGCAGACGGAGGAACGAACGGCAGGACGAACAGACGCUCGCCGCGAAAAUGCGAAAAGCCCGCGAUGCGCGCGAUCGACAGGUGACACGUUCCCGCUGAAAGAGUCCGUCCCGCUCGCCGUUCACCAAGUGUGCACUUCGUUGCAAGACACGAUGGGUCGCCAACGAACGCGCCCCUGAACGCGCGAGGUAUCGAGAGAUCGUCCCCGUGAGCAACGAUCGUUUGACGCGAUCGAUACGUCGGAUCGGCGCGCGUGAUCCGUCGUGUGUGACGUCCCGAGGGAAUCUCCGAGGCUCUCCGAGUAGGAUGAGACCAGGAAGCGCGCGUGAUCCCCGAGUGAAGAUCGAUCUAGGCCGAUAAUCGAGUUGCCUUCCUCGCACCGAAGGCUACGAAGGUGCAACGGCGGAAGCGUCUCUCCUACGGAUUACACGGAACCUUCGAGUACGCUUACUCACGGUGAAUCGGAGCAGUAGUCAUCCGCAAGUACCGCUCUCGACGCGUUUGCCGUCUCCACCAGCGAAGCGAUUCUGGAGCAAUCCGACGGUGAAAGGAGUUCGAACGGAGACUUGACGGACGGCACUGCCGCGUCGCCUGUCGUCGAGAGGCACGUAUCCACGGGCGAUCCUGAAGAAACUCUUCCAUUCGCUGGUGACCCGAGCUGCCGGAGCUCGGCAAGACCUACAGACAACUCUUCGAGUAGCAAACUACAACCGGUAUAUUCGUGAUGGAGGACGAACUACGUUGCCCCUGCUGCAAGGAGCUGUUCGUAGAGCCGGUGUUGCUGCCGUGCUGGCACGCGUUGUGCCUGUCGUGCGCGGUGAACCUGCAGGCGCCGCCGGACUCACCGCCGGAGUCGACCGCCGACUCGUCCAACGCGCCCGGCUCCGACCAGGAAGCCGACAAACUGUCGAUCUUGUCGGAGACCGACUCUGGCGUGGUGUGCAGCAGCACGUCCACCAGCUCAAGGCCGGGCAGCUACGUCGGCACCCCGGGCAACGGCGGUUUCCCGCCGUCUGGCGGCACCCUCUGUCUCUCGUGCCCCGUCUGCCAGAAGACGGUCUACUUCGACGAGGGCGGUGCCCACAAUCUGCCCAAGUACCGGGCGAUGCAACACAUCGUCGACAAGUAUCAGGAGUCGCGCAACACGCGGAUGCAAUGCCAGAUGUGCGAGGGAGAACCGCGCGACGCGACCGUCGCGUGCGAGCAGUGCGAGGUUUUAUACUGCGACGCAUGCAGGGAGUCCUGUCAUCCGAAGAGAGGUCCAUUGGCGGCCCACAAUCUGGGCCCGCCGAGAGGCAGCUGGCAAUCGAGCGGGAGCAAGGGAUCCCGUGGUUUGGGCCCUGAAGGCACGCCGGUAUGCAACGACCACAAUGGCGAAGCGGUGACUCUUUAUUGCGCUUUGUGCAAAAUCGCGAUAUGCGCCCUGUGUCUUCGUGAUCGUCACGCCGCGCAUCCACACGACGUUCUGCCGUUGGCCGCCGCCUGCAAAGCUCAAAAAACGGAGCUGUCGCAGAAUCUGCAGCAGCUGUCGGAGAGGGCCCGCUCGACGACGGAGUUCAUUCAAAGGCUCAAAGGAAUGACGGAUAAAGUGCACGAGGAGUGCGUGGCGCUUGAAGAGGAAGUCGAGGAUCGAGUGGCGAAUCUGGUGAGCCUGCUGCAGGCGAGAAAGUCGCGGCUAAUCGAGGCCGCUCGACAGACCAGGGAGGCCAGGGUGCGCUCGUUGCGGGAUCAGGUGGCGAGAUGCGCGACGCACCUGCAGGCGACCACCGCGCUACUGACCUUCUGCAUCGAGGCGCUGAAGGAGACCGACAGCGCGGCCUUUCUACAAAUCGGUGGCAUGCUAUCGGUCCGGGCAGCCACUGCCGCCGGUUCCUGGGGUGGCGCCGAGGGGGUGCAGGAGAUCGCCCGUCUGCCGUUAUUGGACCUCACCUUGGACGACAAGCCGCUGCGUCGCGCCAUCGAUCAGCUGACCUUCGUCCAGCUCAAACCGUCAGAAGGGGAGGAACGAUUUCCGAUAGCAGCACCCGGAGCGCCUCUGUUGAUCCCCGAGGAGUGUAGUGCCGAGAAUAACAGCGUCACCGUCGCCUGGCAGCCGCCACCUGGACACGGAAUUAUGGGCUGCGCCGGACAGAGGGGUCCCGCCAUCGAAGGAUACCUCUUAGAGCUGGAUGACGGCUGCGGCGGGGAAUUCAGGGAGGUGUACUGCGGCCGUGAGACGAUCUGUACGGUGGACGGGCUGCACUUCAACUCGCUCUACAACGCCAGGGUGCGGGCGUUCAACAGCGCGGGCGAGGGCGAGUACUCGGAGCUGAUCGGCCUGCAGACCGCGGAGGUGGCGUGGUUCUCGUGGGCGACCGGGGCAGCCGGCAUACCGCAGGAGGUGUCCAUAUCCGAGGACGCGAUGAGCGCGUCCUGCGAGGGCUACGAGCAUCGCGUGGUCCUCUCGAGUGUCGGCUUUUCGCGGGGUGUGCACUAUUGGGAGCUGACCAUCGAUCGAUACCACAGUGACACCGAUCCGGCCUUCGGUAUCGCUCGGGCCGACGUGUCGCGCGAUCAGAUGCUGGGUAAGGACGAUAAGGGAUGGAGCAUGUACAUAGACCGACAACGCUCGUGGUUCAUGCACGGUGGCGGUCACGCGCAAAGGACGGACGGUGGCGUUCAGCAAGGCUCGACUGUCGGCGUGCUCCUCGACCUCGAUACCACGCACACGCUACGCUUCUUCGUCAACGAUCAGCCGCAGGGUGGUAUUGCCUUCCGCGAUCUCUACGGCGUCUUUUACCCGGCGGUCAGCCUGAACCGCGGCGUCACGGUGACCCUCCACACCGCCUUGGACGUGCCGCGUCACCUGCUGGCACUUCACGAAGAAUACGUUAGCGACAUCGUUCAGAGCUAGGGGUACCUUAACGUCCUCAAGAAAGGUCUGUCGCAGGAGAUUGGCGCGCCCUUAGGCUCGGUGUACGUCGACCGGUGCAGGGACUUCGAGUCUGUGGGUCAGUUAUUGGAGAGGAUCGUCGAGGAAAGUCCGGUUGACGUUAACUAAUCGACAGAUCGUUCGCGCAAGGCCGACGAUCGAUUGUAGUCUCGGCUUUCUACGACAUUUCUUGGUCUCACGUCGCCGAGAUCUCCCACAAUCAGUCUAAAACGUCUAACGAUCCGAAUGGAAACGUUUUUCGAUCCUAUCGCGAGAUUGCGCGGCAAAAAGGAAAUAGUUCAGUGUUCAGUUUCCUCGGGGACAACGAUAUAUGUUAUGCGUAUAUAUGUACGUUAGAUUUACCUCAAAUACGUGCACUCGCAUCGCCCAUGUUGAAAGGAAAAUAUUCAUUGCGAAUACCCGCGAUCUUCUGCAGUUGAGGAGGGUAUUUUCCGGCGGGAUGGGAAAAUGUUGCUCGUAAACUCUCGGCCAGCGUAAUCGCGAGAGUUAAAUGAGGACUGGUCUAACUUUUUAUUCACGACUCGAGAAUUUGUUGUCCCCGAGGAUGUUAAUCUGGACGAAAUUCGUUCCGUGUUGUACUCGCUUGAAUAUAAACGGAUUCCACGAGAGGAAUAACGAUUCAACAGGUCCAGAAACUUGGGCGAGAAGAGGUUUCCGAGGGAGGCGUAAACCGUUGACCUUUUCGGAUCCGCCUUGUUCAAGAAACUGAAACUUAGAAUCGAGACUGCAGUUGAAAUCGGAAUCACUUUCUCGAUUUCACCCGCGCGAUCGAGAAUCGCGCUGAACGGAGAACAUCGACAAUAUCGAUCUCGAGUCGCGAACAGCCAAACGAAAGAAAAGAAAAUACAGGACAUAUUUUAAGAUUACUCAAUUGUACCGAAGAAAGAAAGAGAGUAAGCAAACAAGCAAGCAAGAAAAAAAGAAAGAAAGAAAGACUACUUUAUUCCGGAGAAUCAAUGAGACUGAAAUAUAUCAUUCACGCACACGUCGCGCGAUCCACGAAUAAUAUCUUACGUUAAGAUAAAAGAGAUACCAACAUAAAAAGAUCCCUCCGACACGCAGCAAAUCAGUCCAUUUUUUACUUAGGCCGUACUCCACGAGGGCAGAGCAAAGAAGAUAUUUUUUCCUAAUGCUCCUAAAGUACAUUUCUUUAUCUCAAUUGAUUGUCUCGACGAAAGAGCUAACGCGCUUCGGAGGGCCGUGUCACACACGUCGGUUUAACUAACUUCAACUCCUCGUCUACACUGUAGCCGAUGUCGUACGAUCUAAAAAGAUGUGCAUUCGUUGGCCAAAUUAACAGAUACUCAACCGAUGACGGCCCUCGGAAACAAGGAGACGUCCAUUAGCAAAUAGCCAAGUGUCGUCGCCGACGAACUUUGUUGAGAAUCGUGUGACAGGAGACGCGAUCGAUCGGUCGAUCCUGUGAGAAGAGUCGCCCCGAAUAAAGCGUAUCUCAAAUUGCGGAAUUUACCGGUUGAUAGAGGGAGAAGAACUUGAGCGACGUAUCGUUCGCUCUCCGGUAGUCUCUCUCGAUACUUUGGUUAGGGAACGGCAGUUCUUAGGAUUUCUUACUCUGGGGAGUGGAGUCGAGACGGUGCGCGAAGAGAGCACCUCGAGGGCCGGCACAGAGGCCAUCGAGAAGGACCUCGAGUACCUUUUUCCGUAGCGUGCGCCAGGUAGACGAUAAAGAAGCUCGAUGGUUGCGCUCCCACCGUGCGGUGUCUGUCGUGCCCUUUCGUUUUUUUUUUUUGUCGAUCGCGUAAUUAACUCUUUCAGCACUUGCCGUCGUAUACAUGAGGGACGCUCGCGACGAUUUAUCGAUGGCGAGGUAUCGUUGGCUUCGUUAGCUGUUGAUAUACGCGUCAUUGUUGAGGGCACUUUGUACAUGUAAGAAAAAAGUUUGGAUUAAUCGAAUAUCUGGUGAAAUACGAGAGCAAAUAUCUAGAAUUUUUGUUGAAAAGUUUCAUCAGAAUUCUGUUCAAAUCAACAAGAUUUUUAGUUAACCAGAACUUACGACUGUGUCGAACUGCUGAACAGUUUUGCAAGUUAAGACUCCUGGAUACUUGAGUCGUCCUUCUUUUUUUUAUGACGUCAGAAGCAAGAAAACGUAUGCUAAAAAUUCUUGCGAAAUACGUCGAGAUAAAAAGAUAUAUCCACAGAAUGAUACUUGCAAUCGAUUAAGCACACCUCUAAAAUAUUUCGAACGCUUUUCUUUUGCUCUAACAAUCAAUAAAUAACCAUAAAAUUAAUGUGACAACUGUAUUUUUUAACCUAAUUUCCUCGUUAGUCUGUCAUAUUUAUUUUACGAUUAUUUAUGUUAUAUUAUGUCAAAUCUGAUUUGGUUAAUUAGAAUCUUGUUGACUUGAACAGAAUUCUAGUUAUUUCAAACGGAAUUCUGAUUCCUCCAUAUUUUUCACCACCAUUUUUCACAGAUAUUCGAUUAAUCCAACUAAACUUUUUUUCCGUGUACAUUCACGAUAUUAAUGACUACGUCGGCAUGAUAUAACCUUCCUGUAUUUUACAAAAUAAUUGAGCAAUUUUUCGAUGGGAAGAUAGUAUACUGCCUAAAGAUGUACUUUCUGUUUUACAAUGAACAUAAAAUUUAUUUCUCCGGUUAACACAUUUCUCUCGUUCACCGAGCUGAAGCGAACGGAGUGCAGGACUCGGUAUUUCGUGGACUUCCAUGUACUUCCGUGUUUAAGCCGGUGCUGAAACAGUUAAUGGCCGGACGAGGUCGCGAGCAUUGAGUUCCCCGAUCGAACGCUGACGAGGUCGACGCGAUCGACGACGACGACGACGAGGUGGCGGAGGAUCGGCCACGAAGGCCGAUAAUUAUCCAGCCGGCGAAGAAUCGGAAUUCUGUCCAGGACAGAGCUGACCGGACGAUUCUUCGUUCGGUUUGCGCGAUCGACAGAUCGCUCGAUCGUCCACCCAUUAUCCAUAUCGACACACGUAUAAGUGUAAUCGCAUAGGCGUUAAGCUCUAUUAAAGCGUAUAGAACAGUAAGGCGUAUAAAACAGUGCUGCCGCGGCUUUAGUGUACAAUAACGAAUCGAGUAUACGUUUUCUAGUCUUUGAUAGAGACCCGAUCGAACCCAUCUCACCCGUCUGUUUAUCCUUCCUCGUACCCCGAAAUCCCGCUGUUUCUUUCUUUUUUUUACGACUUUGUAUCUUGACAGUCAGGAGAACAACAGGACGUUUGGUCCCUGAUCGCGCCCGUAGACGCGAAUUCUCCGUUAUAUUCCGACGUAACGAUAAGCCGGAAGCGUCGUCCUGCAACGGACGUCGCGUUGUUUGCAACAAGCGCGCACCCCUUCCGGCGCCGUGUACAUAAUUGUACAUAUACGUAUGACUAUCGAUUGUAACGCCGAUGAAUUUGCCGAUUGUACCAUUUACGACUGUAUCGGAUCAAUAAAACGCAACGAAAACGCC
This is a messenger RNA of Odontomachus brunneus, 6590 nucleotides long. RefSeq names its product E3 ubiquitin-protein ligase TRIM9 (gene Trim9). The record is from RefSeq and is a predicted model, not a curated record. The transcript has 9 exons. Bases 952 to 3120 code for a protein of 722 amino acids. Gene Ontology annotation, molecular function: protein binding; zinc ion binding. NCBI's taxonomy places the organism in Eukaryota, Metazoa, Arthropoda, Insecta, Hymenoptera, Formicidae.